Molecule: messenger RNA, 5667 nt
Organism: Caenorhabditis auriculariae
Lineage: Eukaryota; Metazoa; Nematoda; Chromadorea; Rhabditida; Rhabditidae
Source: the annotation of a GenBank genome assembly
AUGCGGAUUCUUCUGCUUCUUAUGCUGUUUGGCACGGUGACGGCGACCAGUCUACUCAGCAAAACGAUUCAUUCCGAUGGCAGCAAAGGUUAGUUUUUUCCUUUCAUUUGACUCAAAUUAUUUUGAAAAUACGUUCCUUCCGAAAAAAUGUUCGAUUCGAGAAUUUUUCUGUGGAACUUUUUCACCUUCCCUUUUUUUGAACAAUUCAAAAUUCAAUUUUUCUUCGGUAUUAUGACUGUCUGUUUCUGGAAAACGUACUAAAAUGUUCAUGAGACAUAGCAAAAAGUGGAAUAAAUGGAAACAAAGAGCCUUACUCAUGUACUAUAAACUUUCGAAAUUUGAGAAAACAUCUUUCAAUAAAUUAGCCUCAAAGAAGAGGCAUAUUAGAGCUUCUUGUUCUUUUUUUGUAAAUGAAAAAAAUCAGUUGAAUCAGUCUGAAUAAAUAUACUGUGAACUGAAAAGUAUUUGAACUGAAAUCAUUUUUUUUCAGAAUUCAAAAUCGUGAAACACAUCAAGAAGAACACAUGCACGUGCACCUGCCAGUGCGUGCCAGAAGCUCGUCAAAAUCCCUUCGAAGGCAGUUCAACGACCGCAAACGUUGAUCAUGCUCACGCCGUCGAUGAGACCCCAGCAGAAGAUCAGAAUCCAUCUGGUUCGAGCAUCCUGGAAGAAAUCGAAUCACAUGCCACGGAUAUCGCCUCCACUAUUUUGACAACAACCAGCGAGAAAGUGCAAGCCACGACGCCAAUUUCGGAAACAACUCAAAAAACUCCCGAUUCGGACUUUUUAAUUGAUGCCGCGGUGGUCGAGAAAAAUGUCGAAGCGACGACUGCAAAGAUUCCCGCGACGGUGAAGGUCAUCACACUCGAGGCAAACACGCAAUCAGUUGCGAAACAAAACUUCAGCACGACCGAAUCUUCUACCACAAAAGCCGCAGAAACUCAAGGAACUAUUCAGGCUUCCGAAGUUAGCGAGACGACGGAAGAAAAGAAUGUCGAAACAACUACAAGUGAAGCAAAAGAAACACCGGUUUCAACGGAAGCAACUACCGCCGAAGACAAGGAAGUUCCUCAAACAACGGCCACGGCAAAAAUUGUAUCGGAGACCAUUCUCAGCACGACCGAAUCUUCCACAUCCAAAGCCGCAGUAGCUAUCACUCAAGAAAUUAUUCAAACCUCAGAAGUUGGCGAGACAACAGAUGAAAAGAACGUCCAAACAACCAAAAGUGAAGCGAAAGAAACACCAGUUUCAACGGAAGCAACUACCGCCGAAGACAAGGAAGUUCCUCAAACAACUGGCACGACAAAGGUCGUAGCGGAGACCGUUCUCAGCACGACCGAACCUUCCACAACAAAAGCCGUAGAAGCUACGACUCAUGGGAUCACUGAAACUUCCAAAAUUAUUGAGACAACGGAUGAAAAAAAUGUCCAAACAACCACAAGUGAAGCAAAUGAAUCAACGGAAGCAACUACCGCCAAAGACAAGGAAGUUCCUCAAACAACUGGCACGACAGAAAUCGUAGCGGAGACCGUUCUCAGCACGACCGAACCUUCCACAACGAAAGCCGCAAAAGCUACCACUCAAGGAAUUAUUCAAACCUCAGAAGUUAUCGAGACAACCUUGAAAAACGUUGAAGAAACAACGGAAAUCACAAAAGUGACGCCUAUCGAAGACAAGACGGUAGCUCCUUCAACCACUAGCACGUCAAAAAUUGAAACAGAAGCCGCUUCCAGCACAACAGAAUCUUCCACGUCAACCUCUACGAAAGUUACCACAGAAGAAAUUAUUCAAACUUCUGAAACCACCCCAGAAACGUCAUCUCUUUCAACAGCAAAUGAAAUAAAAGAAACGCCGGUUUCAACGGAAGACGCUACUUCAGCUCUUCAAGCAAUCAGUACAACAAUACUCAACAGCAUCGAUGAAAAACCUACAGAAAAGCCUUCUGAAACCGUUCAACCGCUCCCAAGCAUCACAGAAUCUCCAUCUGUGGAGAAGGUGUCUCAAAGCUCUGGAACUUCUGAAAAUACAACCCAGACCUCUAUUUCAACUAACGAAGAAGUCAUCAUCGAAACAACUACUAUUGCUUCUGAAGAAGUAUCACAGAAUCAUUCUGACAGUUCUUCAGAAACAUCUAUUGCAACCGAAAGCUUGCAGACCACUACGGAACCGCUGACUACCACAAAACCGUUCGAAUCAACCUCUUCAAAAGCUACCACCACUACGACAACUCCAGAAGUUACUACUGCCUCGGAGGUUUCUGAGAAAACACAGUCUUCAACUUCGUCUUCCACAGUUAUCGUCGAAAAGAAUGAAGACGUCACUGAAACAGUAGAAAAAACUUCCCCGAAAGCGAUUGAAAACACAACAACUCAAGUAAUAACCGCAGAGGCACCAACGAACUCAGAAUCUACCACUGAGGAAACCAAGAAUCCGGAGACAUUUACACAAGAAACAAAAACUUCGGUAACAAGUAACUUGAAAAUCGAAUCAAAAACGGAAGCUGCAGAAUCAAACAUUUCUGAAACGCCUCCUACUAAAAGCGCGGAAUCAGAAGCAACCGCUACCGAAAUCCCUGAAGUUACUACGUCAAAACUGACAACGACCACAACUUUUGAGCCAGAAAGUUCUAAGCUCACCACGCCGGAGCUAACAGCUACACCAGAAUCAACGACCAAAAAAGCAUUGAAGUCAGAAACAGAACUUCCUCCAUUGGAAGUCAGCACAUCGGAGCCGUCAACUUCUGGGCCGAAGACAACAGAGUUAACAACAUCAGAAGCUAAAACGUCAACAACUACGCCAGAAGCCGUUGAACCAAAAGCUACUACUCUAGAAAGUACAACAACUAAGUUGACGACAUUGGAGCCGAAGACUACAGAAGCUUCGUCGGAAUCGACUAUCGCAGAAAACGUAGAUUCAUCGCCUACCAAAUCAGAUGCUGCAACCACAGAGUUGACGUCCACGAAGCCUUCCACGACACAGUCAACCCCUGAACCUACACAAUUUACAACGACUGAACUUCCAAGCAGUACAUCUCAAGAUCAGAGUUCAUCUUCUUCUACGUCAGAAAGCUUGUCAACUGUGGCGUUUGAGAAGUUCAGUACUGAAAGAUCGACCACCGAAAAGGCUGCAUCCACUGAACCGACGACAUCUGCAACAGGUAUUUAUUGACCUAGACGACUAGUAAUAACGAAAGUUUGUGAUCCAUAAGAAAUUUUUUUGAUUAUCUUUCACCUAAACAAUCUUAUCCUUCGGAAAAAAUUUCCAUUUAUCAAUUUAUCAAAUCGAAUAAGUUUUCUGGAAAACGAGAGGCUCAUCAAACUGCAAAAACUAACUAUUACGCGUUCUCGAAAUUUUGUAAAAAUUUGAGAGAAAGUUUUUUGAAAAACUAAAUUAUGAUGAGAAAAAAAGCUCUUCGAAAUAUCCUAAAAAAGUUUCAUCUUUCCAGAGUCGUCAAAGGCCGAUGAAGAAACGCCAGCAUCGAAAGCCACCGUCGCUUCCAGUGAAUCUCACGACGUCGAAACAACUACGAAUUCUAACACUCUGACUACAAAACCUCUACCUCAACGGUUGGUUUGUGAUGUAUCCAUCCCAAGCUAAUUAUUCAACUUACAGGUGGCAAGACGUCAUAAGUAAACUGAAAAGGAAGUUGGAACUUCUCAAAGAGCAAAAGAGACGAAUGAGAGAGAACUCGACGACCAUUGUAGAUCUCACAUCCACGACGGUUCCUGCUGGUUUUGUCAUCUGGGCGGAAUCGCCGGAAGGCGAGGAAUCGACUCAUGUCCCAGAAACUUCUACAGAACUAUUCACAUCUACUUCGAUCGAAGCAAGAACGGAAGAACCUGCCACGGAGGCAGUUAGUUCGACUGAAACUGAGAAGGAAAGUACUACCGAAAAGACGACGAUAGCAAGUUCCACGGACUCGAAUACUGAAGCUUCAACUUCGACAUCGCUUGGAACUGAAGCAACAACUCCAGUUCAACCAGAAUCAUCUACAUUGGCUUCUGAAGCGACCUUCGACUCAACUACUUUCGAAACAACGGAAAUUUCUUCAACUAUCCCCGAAGAAACAGAAACCUUGAAAGGCAAUGAUCUCAACUCUCGACGGGACUUCGUCUACAAAAAGAAUGGUACUACUCAUGGACCGAAGAAAACAACGACGACUACUGAAUCCACGGAAACAACGGUUCCAACAUCUCCUUCCACAGAAUCUUCAGGUUUAUUAUUUUUUUUCGAAGAUUUGAGCCCCACAAAUUUUUUAGAGACGACAGGCGCAAACUUCAUUGUAACAAGCAGCACCCUCUCAACAGCUGAGAUUUUGAGCAAGAUCAACCAGACCGGAAACGGGGUCAAAAAGUUUGAGACCGACGUUUUCUCUCACUCAAAAUGAUCUUUUGCAGAACAACUGAUGUUUCUAAGCCAGAUGCUCUGACAUCUUUGAUCACUGGUCUUAUCGGAAGCGCGAAAAAUGCGCUUGAGAAAUCUUUGAAUCCACCUUCAACGUAAUUGAUCCUUUUUUUAUUCAGGGAAAAAAAAUUUAUUAAGAAUCGACACGACAUUCGUUACGAUGCCUGUCCAAUCAGUGCCGACCACUGUCGACUUUAUAACUACAGAAGCUCCAACUACAACUGUAGCACCACAGGAAGAAGUUCGACGUAUGCCUGCUGCAGAUAUGAGUACUGAGGACGAGUUCGAAAAACGAAUUCGAGAGCAGAGAAUCCAAAUGGAGAAGGUAUCAAGACAAAAUCACUUUCUCUGGCUACAGAUUAAUUCCAGGAAAAACAUGAGAAAGAAGAAGAACUCAGACUGGCCGCUUUGAAAGAAGCUGAGCUUGAAGAGAAAGCUCGAGCUGAAAUUUUAGCUCGCAAAGAAAAAGUUCGAUUAAGUUUGUUAUGGAAUCAAGUCAAGGAUUAUUUCAGAUGUUGAGACAGCUUGAAGAGCUCAGAGAGGCAGAAGAACGGCAAAGAGUACUUCUGGAACAAGAACGUCUUCUUGAGCAGGUUCCUCCAAAUCGUUUUAGCUUUUCUUUUGUAUCAAUGGAAAUUUCCAGGAGAGAUUGAAGCUACUCGAACAAAAGCAGCAAGAACUUUCCUUCGCCUCUGUUAGGACAACUGCCGAGCCUACAGAAGACGCUGAAGAAGUCACCGUCAGUUCGGAGACGACGUCUUCAGUCCGCUACAGAUUGAGACCGGCUCAGGUUUUGAGUAUUCCAAGACUUAAUUCUAGUUUAGCUUUCAGUGCGCCGCUAUCAACAAGUUCACGAGAGUCUUCAAAAUCACAGAUCCUUCUGAUUGGAUUCAGAGGAACUGUGCCUUUGCCAAAAAGUGAGUUUUGGGUUUUGGGAUUCAGUAAGUCUUCUGCGCAAAAUCAUGAAGGGAAAAAUUAUUUCAAACUGUGUUUUCAUACUUUAGCUACCAUUUCUUCCACAUAAUUAUCAAAGUUCAAAAUUUCGAUAACAAUUUUUCGGUUGAGUAUCAAAAAAUAUUUCAUUUUUUCUUGAAAAUCUUGAUUUUUUUAGUUACAUCAGGUUAAAAAAAUUCUCGUGAACAACCGAAUAGUUUCAUAGUUGGGUACAUAUUAAGAUUUAUGAGUGAAUCUUCCAGAUACUUCCCGGAAGCGUCGUGUCCGCAAAUUCAAGCCCUCAUCGAGUCUUGUUUUGCAUUCUUGUAA